Neodiprion virginianus is the source of this 5105-nucleotide messenger RNA. RefSeq lists its product as uncharacterized. Bases 668 to 3853 code for a protein of 1061 amino acids. Lineage: Eukaryota; Metazoa; Arthropoda; Insecta; Hymenoptera; Diprionidae. The record is from RefSeq and is a predicted model, not a curated record. Gene Ontology annotation, molecular function: lipase activity. Gene Ontology annotation, biological process: lipid metabolic process. The transcript is spliced from 7 exons.
GUAAACCAGAAUACUGAAGAGAUUAAAUAAUAUAAACUGAGUGUAAACAAUUUACUUUAAAACCCAAAGCGUACGAUAAUAACAAAUAUUAACGUGAUCGGAACUAGUCGCUGCACCGGUAUUUUAACAUUGUGAAUUAUGCUUAAAAAUAAUGAAUAAUGAUUCGUCGAAAUGCGAUAAUUUUACCGAAUAAAUGAAAUUAAUUUAAUAAUUCAAAUAACGCAAAAAAAAAAAAAAACAUUACAUGUUUAUAUGGCUGUGACAAUAAUUUCGAAUCUCGAGUGUGGCCGCGUGGUGCGAUAAUUAUAAAGUUCCUAAAUUAGCUUCUGUGUUUACCUUCCGAUAGAAGCCUACAUGGUGUUGAUUAAUGCCACCGUGCACGAGGUUUGUUCACACUUGUCUGCGCCACCCGUGAUAAUUGUCAGAUCAAUUUCAAAUGUUAUAAGAUCGUGCGAUCGGGGACGCCGAUAGAAUACUGAUAGCCGGUUCAAAACUCCAAAAGUCUCGAGCGGCGAUAACCGCAUGAGUAGAUGGUAUAUCUAUUUGUUAACAAUAUUUAUUAACCGAGCUACCGAAUCGAUCACCGAGAAUACACCUCCUGCAUAAGAUAUGGAAGUUUAACUACUUGGAUAUAAUAAUCACUUUUUCACGAGUGCAAAUACCUGCGAUGAUCGGCAAACUAUUAUUGGCCGGUUGGAUACUUCAAUGUCUUCGAGGUCUUCACGGAGAUCUAGCGACGCGUGCGAAGUGGCCCACGGCCCUGGAAGAGGCAUACGACGAACGAAACGACCGCGAGAUAUUCCAGGCAGUGGUACAAUCGAUGCGGGAAUGGGAGGCACACAAGAAGCACAACCGUCGAUUGAAGCGGGACGUCUCCAGGGUUUGCUACGAGGAUGUGGGCUGCUUCGAAGACACAGGACCAUUCGGUUAUCUGGAAAUGUUGCCAUCGCCUCCCAAGGACGUCGGAACCAGAUUUUUGGUAUACGGUAGCAGAAAGGCGAGAUCCAUCCCGAUGGAUGUUCCCGCUGAAGAGAUAGCCGACAAGGCGUUCCAGGCCAUCGACUCCGAACUCCCAACCAAAGUCAUUGUCCAUGGUUUCGGCUCCAGCUGUGACCACGUAUGGGUAUACGAAAUGAGGUCUGCUCUCAUGUCCGUUCACGAAUGUAACAUAGUAUGUGUAGACUGGGGUCCAGGUAGUGCUGUGCCAAACUACGUAAGAGCCGCCGCAAACACGCGGCUCGUUGGUCGUCAGCUCGCGAAGUUGGUGCGCCAGCUCAACGUUCCAUUGGAACGUGUCCACCUCAUCGGUUUCAGCCUGGGAGCUCACGUAGCCGGCUUCGCUGGAGCAGAACUAGGCAAUGUUUCUCGGAUCACGGGCCUCGAUCCGGCCGGGCCCCUCUUCGAGGCCCAGGAUCCAAGGGCCAGACUCGAUGCCACUGAUGCCAGCUUCGUAGACGUAAUUCACAGCAACGGUGAGCAACUUAUACUCGGUGGAUUGGGAUCAUGGCAGCCGAUGGGUGACGUGGACUUCUACCCUAAUGGCGGCCGGAUGCAGACAGGAUGCUCUAACCUCUUUCUGGGCGCCGUUUCCGAUAUCAUUUGGUCCAGCGCAGUGGAGGGAAGAUCGUUGUGCAACCACAGACGAGCAUACAAGCUCUUCACAGACUCUGUGAGCCCCCGAUGUCGGUUUCCGGCAUUUCCCUGCGACCAUGGCUACGACGGUCUUAUCCGCGGCGAUUGCUUCCCUUGCGGAGUAAACGGCGCUGAAAAGCCGUGCGGGGACAUGGGAUAUUACAGCGACGAGUCAACUGCCCGUGGCCAGCUGUACUUGGUCACUAGAGACGAGGAACCCUUCUGCGCACAUCAGUAUCAGAUCAAGCUGUACAACAGCCGAGGGGAAAGACCAGCGAGAAGUUAUGGAAAGCUUCAAAUUUCUCUCAUCGGUCAGGGCGCCCUUAACGAAACGUUCACCAUGACUCGUAAGGACGAUGAAGAGCUUCUGAUCGGGGCAAUUCUUCAGAAGAUCGUCGUUCCUCACCCAGCCGUUUCCGAUUUGGAAGCCAUAGAGGUAAAAUACACGGCGUACAGUGGUUGGAUAUCUUCCGGUCUGGUCUCCUGGAGCAUAGACAAGGUGUCGAUAAUCGACAGUUUCGGGAACAGUCUUUCGGUCUGCAGGCGAGGUUUGAUAUUAGAAUCGAACCAUCCGGUAUACUUGCCGUUGUACCCAGGGGAAUGCAACAUCCCGGCGGAGCCGGAAACUACGGCGAUACCGCAGACGACUCCUUACGGAGAUCAGCAGUUUGCCCAUGAGAAAAAGGGAGGGAUCGGGCCCUUCACGAAGGAUCAAAACUUUGAGAAAGACGGAUUUCUGGCCGAGGUUAUCAGCGCAGAGAUGCAAACCCGACCGCAGAAGGGGCUGGGUCCCUUCACCAAGGAUCAAAACCCGAAGCCCUUCGACAAGGAGGCUUUCACGCGUCAGGAUAUCUUCAGCAACGCUAAGAAAGUCUUCGGCAAUGAUAUAGCUUCGUCAGAGAGCUCAUCUCAGACGGCGAACCCGUGGACUGUGGCCGACCUCGCUGACGGGGACUCGAAUUCCCUAGAAAAUGUUGAGGUGGAAAGCGGUCGAGGUUUCUCGGAGAGCACGUCUCUGCAAGUCGCCUUGACGGCCACGAACAGCCCGAGAUCGUUGGAGCAACCGACAACGAAUUUAUACAGUGAAAUACGCGAACCGGUGCUGAAGCUCUUCGGCAAAGAGAGCGGAAGGUCGUUGAAACUGCCGGAAAUAACGGAACCGAUACUGCGCCCGCGACCGGCGAGACAGAACGAGAAAAGCAACGGAAUCCGGCGCAGCGGGAGGGGAAAGCUGCCCUCGGAUCCGGUCAAGGACACAGCUUCGAGAAGUUUCACGGUUCAAUUUCUCCCGGAAAGAUUGGCGGGGAUCUUGGCUCACGCCGAGAGGUACGCAAGGCAGACACUGCUGCCUCUGAUAUCCCAGUACACUCCCAGCUUUGUAGGUGGACCGAGGUACAAUCAGCCGACUUACUUCCCGCCGUUGGGUGACAUCGUUAACGAAAGUUUAGAGGACUCGAACUCCAGGGAAAUCGUAAAUUCCGAACGGAAUUCCACGUCGGUUGAGAAUGACUCGUACGAAGAAGAAGACUCAUCAAGGGUGGAAAAUUCCAGGAUUGGAAAGACGCUGGAAGCCGAGGAGGUGGUUUUCGGUAGCAGCCGGGACAGUCAGAGUUACUCGGAUGAGUUGACUUCGGGCCCCGCAAAGACCGAAAUGGACCAAAGUGUUGAGAGCCUGAAAGUCGUAGCCAAUCUCACAGAGGAUAGACCGGAAAACGCGACGUCUGGUAGCCAAGAGACGGGGGGCAGUUGGCUGACCGAAGAUGGUACCGCCUGGUCCAAGGAAGAUGCCGGGGCUGGACCAGAGACGAAGAUCGACGACUGGGUACCAAUAGUGCCAGCGGACAAGGAAGUGCUGGAGAAACCAGCAGUCGGCGUGACGCCGCCCGUGAUAGACGGUAAAGACGACCGGAAGUUCAUUCCUCUUAUUGACUUCGCUAACCCUGACGAGUACUUUGUCUCCUCGACAUCAAAGAGCGUCGGCGACGUUGCGAAGAACUCAACAGCGGAAGACGAGCGUCUCAACGACUCUACGACGACCCAAACUUCGUCACACAUCCAGAAGAUACCCGGCAGGAGCAACGACCUCAAAGAGGGAAAGACAACACCAAAGUCUGUUAUAAACACAGUAUUUCCGUACAUUUAUGAGAGGAAAAAUGAUCCCAGGACAAGGUACAUACCGCUUCUUCCUGAGGAAGAUAUGCGGCCUUCCGGUCUCGGAUAAUUUUUAACACUUGAUAAUCAGGAUGUCUGUGGACACUGGUUGAAAAAUUCCAGACAUCCUGCACUGCUUCCAGGCUAAUAAGUAAAGAUUAUUCAAAGUCAUUCCAAGUCUAUGUUCUCUUAUUCUGAAGUUUUGAUUUCGUUACAGGAGUUAAGGCUAUAGGUAUAUAUGUAUAUUUGGUUAUAAAUAUAUAAUCAAAUGUUCAUUUUGGUUGAAUUUUUCGACGAUCAUACGUUAAAGAAAAUUAGAUGUCACGAGUAAACCUUUCAUUUCGGCGCAUGAUCAAUAAGUGAUUACGGAGUAAAGAAUAAAGCAAAAUUGACUUAUAUUCUUAAUUUUAUAUUGCAUAUUGCGAUUUUAUAAUGCAGGCAGUAUGUUUACUGCCACCAGACUGCGUUUUCCGAUAUGGUCAAUCACCAUGGUAUGGUAAUGUGUAAAGCGAUUUUAUUAGAUCCUUGGUAGGAAUAAACUGGUUUCUAGAAGGUGUACAUAUAUUAUAUUCCAUAGAAAAUGUAUACGAACAAACUUGGCAGUCCAAAAUACAUAAAAUCACCAAUUGGCUUUUUCAAGGGUCUUGUAGACAAUCCAUAUUAAACGUUCAAUAGCGAUUAUGCAGUCAGUAGAAACGCUCGUUACGAACUUGCAUUUUUUUGUUACCGAUUAUCAUUACAUUACAAGUCGUUUUAAUUGUUAAAUUUCAUCAUCACGGCAUUUUCUUACUUUUUUCCAAAUGUUAAUCCGCUUUAUGUAAAUAUAUAUACACACAUAUCUGUAUGUGCGCGUGAAGAAUUCGGCUGUGAUAAGCAGCCAGUAGAAAAUAGCGGAAUAAAGUUACUGUAUAAAAGGCUCUUAUAAAAAAUUGUAGGUAAAAAUUACGAGAGCUCUUAUUUUUAUUUUUGUAUGUAUAUAUGAAUCUUUAUAGUAUAUAUUAUAUAAUAGUUUUACGGAAAAUCAUCACUUUAAGUUUACGAAAUCAAUUUUGUUGUUGCUGUUAUUAUUAUGAAUAUUUUUUGAGUUGUAAUUUUUAUUUUCGCUUGUUUAUUUAUAUUUAUCAUUCAAUAUAUUAUAUUCCUAAAACGCGUUACGUUAAAUUUUGAUUUAAUGUCCUAUAUAAUAGCAUAAUUCACAUACAUAAUUUAAUACGCUAUCAUUAUUACCAUAAUUGUUAUUAAAGGGCGAGCCAUGUUAAACGUUGCCGUUAGUGUAUUUAAUAUAUUUAUCUACACACAUGAAUUAAACAUACUUCGAUCUA